ACUGCCUGGGAGCUGGAACUUGAGAAGGGACUUCUUACGAAGGCAAAAAACACUGAAACUUUUAGAUACUGAAACCGGAGAAAUGGAUCGCUGGCAGGAUCGCGUGGCCGUGGUCACUGGGGCAAGUUCGGGGAUCGGAGCCGCCGUGGCCCGUCAGCUGGUGAGUGCCGGUGUCAUUGUGGUGGGCCUGGCCCGUCGUGUGGAGCGCAUGGUGGCCAUCAAGGAGGAGCUGCCGCCGGAGCUGCAAUCCCGCCUGCAUGCCAUCCACUGCGAUGUGGGUGAUCUGGACUCGGUGACGGCCGCCUUCGAUUGGGUGGAGGAGCAGCUGGGCGGCUGUGACAUUCUGGUGAAUAACGCCGGCUGCCUGAAUCCUGGCCAGCUGCUCACCCUGGAACUGGAGCAGCUGCAGCAGGUGCUCAACGUGAACCUGAUGGGCGUGGUCAUCUGCACCCGUCGCGCCUUCCGCUCCAUGCAGCAGCGCGAGGUGGCCGGCCAUGUGGUGCUCAUCAAUAGCCUCACCGGACGCAACCUCAUCAAUCCGCCCGGCGACGAGCUCCAAGUCCUCAACAUGUAUCCGCUGACCAAGCACGGCAUCACGGCCCUGCUGGAGGUCCUGCGACAGGAGCUGCGCGGAUUCAAGACCCAGAUCAAGGUCACGAGCAUCACCCCAGGUGUGACCGAUACGGAGAUUCUGCCUUCCGGUUACGGUACGCUGCCGAUGCUAAAGCCGGAUGACAUCGCUGCGGGUAUUAUGUACGCCCUGGCCACGCCCCCGCAUGUCCAGGUGCACGAGCUGACCAUCAAGCCCCUGGGCGAGCCCUUCUAAGUCGCCUGCGGCAGUGCUGCUAUAAUAAUGAUGAAGAGCCCACAUUUCAGUGAAUAUAGCGAUGACUAAAA
This is a messenger RNA of Drosophila elegans, 897 nucleotides long. Its product is annotated as farnesol dehydrogenase. The transcript is spliced from 2 exons. NCBI's taxonomy places the organism in Eukaryota, Metazoa, Arthropoda, Insecta, Diptera, Drosophilidae. The record is from RefSeq and is a predicted model, not a curated record. The coding region runs from base 83 to 826 and encodes 247 amino acids.